ACCGACUCUCCUCAGUCUGACACCAUAGGAGCUGCCUAGUUCUAUAUGGCCACAAUGACCACGUCUGAAGAUUCCAGUGCUGCUACCAUUCGUUGUCAGGUUGUUGAGCUGCCAAACUAAGCUAUGCCGCAGACCGCCGCUUUGUGCUCGGGUUUUGAUAGCAACAGUGAUAAUGGAAGAUUCUCGUACAGUGUGCCGACGCCAUUAAUCUCACCACAUUAGUACUUUUACAUUCAGCCGCUCUUCUUUCUGAAUCCUGAUCCACUGAUGCACUAUCUUUCACUCGUAAAAAGGAAAUGUGACAGAGCAUUCGUAGAGUAUGUGAACUCCUCGUUCUAGAUAUUGAGCUACAACAGUCAUUUUACACUCGUGGAUAAGAUGUAGCUACGUAUGUAUAUCCUUUGCGUUAUUUGCACGAAUGUCUGCUGGAUACCUACAUAGGUACCUAUGUACCUAGGUAGGUAGGUAGAUAAGAAAGAGAAGCGUCUUAGAGCCAGCGGUAUCUUUACGAUCUAUGCAUUGGACAAAGUCUUCCUGGGGUUGUUUUGGAAUAUCAGGCUUGGGAUCUAUCGUGGAAUCUAUCUUGGAAUCUUCCAGAAGUCGGCUUCACGCUAUCUCUCAACCAAUUGUGACUCCAUCAACACGUCACGUGGCGCGCUAGGACGCACGUGGCUUCAAAGGUAUAUGAGCAAACAACAACACAGCUUUCGACACUCGUGUCUGUCACAUCAAUACACCUCCCCCUCCGCUCCGCCCCCAAGCAAUUCUCUUCUCCAAUUCAUACCAACUGAUUAGCAAUGACAGGACGCUGGACUCGUGGCAUGGGUCCCAGCCCUUUCGAUCUCCCAGGCCGCAGCAACUCUCAGGCCAAUCGUGUACGUGGCGGUCAAGGCGGACGCGAUGGACACGGUGGACACGGUGGGCGCGGUGAUCAUCAAGGCCCUCAAGGCCAUUACUAUGGCGAAGACAACUCUGAGUGGGGGCUUUCCACUCCCUACUAUUGGCCUUCUCCAAUGUUGUAUCCUCCUGGCCCUUCACCUAGUCAUUCAGCCAGCCCCUCACUCGAGGAUUCUCGUGGGGAGUCUUCUCGGGAGCUCCCUCGAAAAAGGUUCCGCUACAAGGAUAGACCAACUGUACCGAACAAUCCUGAGAUGUUUCGACCACCUCGCCAUUACACGGACCAAUCGAAACUUCCUGAAGGUGCUGCACGCCAACUUUGUAUGAAUUGCUUCCUGCCUUCGAGCCCGGGCCACAACCAUCGGAGCUGCAACAAGCAGUGUGCUUUAUGCGGGACUACUGGCCACCAUGGUCAAGUUUGCCCUCACCUCUAUCUAUCUUGGAGCUACCAUAACAAGAUAGGUUCGCGCCCAGUUAAAAACCAAGAAAUUCGGAUCCGACCAACCGAAUUGGAGGUCACUCAGCUUCUACAGGCAGGGCAUGAUUGGGCAGCCAAAAUCAAGCCUGUCUCAGAACUUCGGGCCGCUGCUGAGCUGGAGCGCGAAGAACAAGAAGAUUUGCCUGCUAAUGCAGAUCGCCAGGCCAAAACUCUUCAAGACAAGGAGCUGGAGCGCGAAGAGAAAGAAGAACUGCCUGCUAAUGCAGAUGAACAGGCCAAAAAGCAAGACAAGGAGCUGGAGCUCAGGGUUCAGAUGCUCCAGGAAGAGACUGCGCGUCUCCAGCGCAUUGUUCGGGAGCUCCAGGCUUGGAAAGAAGAUUCAGCUCCUAUGGCGAUGGACGAGAAGAUGGAAGAGGCCAACGCUGAUGACGCUUGGAAAGAAGAUUCAGCUCCUAUGGCGAUGGACGGGAAGAUGGAAGAGGCCAACGCUGAUGACCUGUUCGACAAACAUGUGAAAGAGGCCAAAGCAAAAUUGCUUUUCGCCAAACGGGGGGUGGAGAAUCUGGAGGCAGUUUUCGGGACUUCCGGAUAG
This is a messenger RNA of Periconia digitata, 1928 nucleotides long. Lineage: Eukaryota; Fungi; Ascomycota; Dothideomycetes; Pleosporales; Periconiaceae. The record is from the annotation of a GenBank genome assembly.